AUAGUAGCGUUUGUCUAUAUUAGUUAAAUUCAACUCUACCUUUCCCAGAAAAGAUUUGCAGAAAAAGAAAGAUGAAAAUUUCUGUAGGUAACCCUGGUAUUGUAGUGUUAGCUCUGAUGAUGAUGAUGCUGAUUUCGAAUGGUGAAACACAGGGGACACGAGAAAUAGGGGUAGGGGUGAUUCUUGAUAUGGAUUCCCAUGUCGGGAAGAGCAUCCGAAUCAGUAUUUUGAUGGCCAUUAAAGAUUUUUACAGAGACACGAACCACUCCACCACCAUCAUUGCCCCUCACUUUCGGGAUUCCAAACACGAUAACGUGGAAGCCUCCUCAGCUGUCAUAGACCUUCUGAAAAACACUCAAGUUAUGGCAAUUAUUGGACCCCAAAAAUCGUCGCAGGCAGCUUUUGUAAUUGAUAUUGCCCAAAGAUCGAAGGUUCCCAUGAUAUCUCCGGCAACAAACCCUGAUCUUUCCCCAAUCCGAAACCCCUACUUCAUCCGCAUAGCACAAGCUUCGUCAACUCAAGCCCAACCCAUUGCAGCUCUAGUCAAAUCCUUUGGCUGGAGGGAAGUCGUGUUUGUUUACGAAGAUACUGAUUUUGGAAGAGGGCCUAUUCCCUAUUUAUUGGAUGCCAUGGUAAACAUUAGCACUCAGGUUAAGUACCGAAGCCUUUUGUCUCCAUCCUUCUCAGAUGAUAAGAUUCUGCAAGAGCUUUACAAAUUAAAGACCAUGCAGACUAGGGUUUUUGUGGUACACAUGUUACCGGAUCUCGCUUCACGUUUCUUCAAGAAAGCAGACGAAGCUGGAAUGAUGGCUCAAGGAUAUGCAUGGAUCAUCACUGAUGUGCUCACUGAUCUCUUGAAUCAAUUGGAUCCAGAGGCUAUUGAUUCUAUGCAAGGUGUACUAGGUGUAAAGCCUUAUAUACCACCUUCCAAUCAGCUAACCAAGUUCGAGAAGAGAUGGAAGAGGAGGUUCCAUAAAGAAUACCCUGAUGACAUUGAUAGAAUUGAGCUUGAUAUGUUUGGAAUAUGGUCUUAUGACUAUGUUGUUGGACUUGCUAUUGCAUUAAAGAGUAUCGAUCAAAUCAAAUUAAGUACCACUUUCAAGAGACCAAGGAAGAGCUCGACAGACUUGGCUGCCAUUGGAACCUCAGAAAUGGGUCCCACGUUCCUUCCAUUGAUCCGAGAUAUACGGCUUAAAGGGAUGAUAAGUGGGGAUUUCCAGGUGGUUAAUGGACAAUUACAAACAUCGGCAUACCAAAUAGUGAAUGUGAUUGGGAAGGGAGAGAAACCAAUUGGAUUUUGGAGUUCAAGAAAUGGAAUAUCAAAUCGAAUAAUCAACAAUGGAAGUUCAGAUUACACGACUAACAAAGAUAACUUAGGAGCCAUCAUAUGGCCUGGAGAUACUUCAGAAUUCCCUAAAGGUUGGGAGAUCGCAACUGGGGGAGACAAGAUUUUAAGAGUGGGAAUUCCAACAAAAGGUGGGUUUAUUGAGUUUGUUCAAACCAGCAUAGAUCCUAAGACCAAAGAGGUUAACGCCAGUGGGUUUUGCGUAGACAUCUUCAAAGCAGUCAUAGAUGCAUUGCCAUUUGAUGUACGCUACAAGUUCAUUCCUUAUGAAAAUCCAAAUGGAGAGCCAAUCGGAGAUUACAAUGAUCUUGUUUAUCAGAUCUUUCUUGAGAAAUUUGAUAUGGUGGUUGGAGAUUUGACCAUCUUGUGGAACAGAUCAAACUAUGUUGAGUUCACUUUGCCAUACUCCGAGUCUGGAGUUUCAAUGCUUGUUCCGAAUAAGGUUGAUGAUAGUAAGAACAUGUGGAUCUUCAUGAGACCUCUAGAAAUGGAGUUGUGGAUAACAAUUGGAGGAUUCUUCAUCUACAUUGGAUUUGUUGUUUGGGUUCUAGAGCAUCGUGUAAACAAAGAGUUUCGUGGCCCUCCUCAUCAACAAGUCGGAAUGAUCUUCUGGUUUUCCUUCUCCACCCUUGUCUUUGCACAUAAGGAGAAAAUGAUGAGCAACUUAUCUAAAUUCGUGGUGAUAGUAUGGAUAUUUGUGGUUCUGGUGCUAACCUCCAGCUACACAGCAAGCUUGGCGUCCAUGUUAACUGUACAAAAGCUCCGACCAACUCUUACUAGUAUAUAUGAGCUCAAAGCAAGAGGAGAUUAUGUCGGAUACCAAGAUGGUUCUUUCGUAGUUGAUAUGUUAAAGAAGAUGGGUUUCCAUGAUGACAAGUUGAAGAAGUAUACCAACAUCCAAGAGUAUGCGAAUGCCCUUUUAAAUGGGACUACAAAGAAUGGAGUUUCUGCCAUCGUUGAUGAGGUUCCUUAUCUCAAGAUGUUGCAGGCUAAGAACUGUAACAAGUAUGUCAUGGUGGGCCCAACCUACAAGACUGCAGGCUUUGGCUUUGCAUUUCCAAAAGGAUCGCCGCUAGUAAAUGAGUUCUCAAGAGCGAUCUUGAAAGUGCGAGAGGAGCAAAUGAGAGAUAUUUCGGACAACUGGAUCAGAGAUGAAGCGGAUUGCCCUGGAAAAAAUGUGGAUGUUGAACCCUUUGAGAAGCUGACACUAGAAAGCUUUAAAGGUCUAUUUAUUGUUGCUGGUUUGUCCUCGACUUGUGCUCUAGUCAUCUUCUUUUUUAUGUUCUUAUACGAAAACAAGGAGAUACUUGUCUCAGAUGAUUCAACACGCCAUAAGUGGACCACAAUCAUACAAAACUUUGAUAAGAAGAAAGGUCUAAUAACCUCUGAAACAAAAACAGUCGAUGAUAGCAAUGAGUAUAUAGAAGAUAAUAUGAUUAACUAUCCACCGAUGAGUCCAGCAAUAAGUGAUUACCAUCAAAGUGAAGGAGUCUUUUCACCUGCGAGUUCAACCUAUCAAUGAGCCGCUGUAUCUAAGCUAAUCACGAUGGGAUUUAGAUUAGUGUAUUACAUUUUAUAAAUGUAUUUAAUUAUUUAUAUUAUAGCCCAUGUAUCUCCGGCCAUCUUAAGUGUAUAUCUCGGCCCUUCUAUUUUGAUUUGUAUACACCUUUUUUUUUAAGGGUAAGAUUUUCACCAUGGCUAGUUAGAAGCUAGACCGAGAGAAAAACAAAUUACAAAGCCCAAUUGUUCCGGUUUAUGCUGCCCAACCCCUUUUCCUCUACAUCUAAACCAAAGGAAAGAACCAAAUUUAACAUCUACUACUAGGUGUUUAGUGCAUUAGUCUUGCUGCUUAUUCGAUAAUGAUCUUGUAUUGAUUAGUAUGUAUUUGUUUAUGUCUUUAUCUCUCCAUGAGUAUGUUGUAUUCUUAAUUAUAAAUAUACAAGAUCACACACUAUUAACGUGUGCUUGAUUCAA
Messenger RNA from Lactuca sativa (garden lettuce), 3319 nucleotides. Its product is annotated as glutamate receptor 2.7. Gene Ontology annotation, molecular function: ligand-gated monoatomic ion channel activity. The record is from RefSeq and is a predicted model, not a curated record. NCBI's taxonomy places the organism in Eukaryota, Viridiplantae, Streptophyta, Magnoliopsida, Asterales, Asteraceae. Gene Ontology annotation, cellular component: membrane.